Messenger RNA from Strigops habroptila (Kakapo), 7613 nucleotides. RefSeq names its product limb development membrane protein 1 (gene LMBR1). Lineage: Eukaryota; Metazoa; Chordata; Aves; Psittaciformes; Psittacidae. Gene Ontology annotation, molecular function: transmembrane signaling receptor activity. The coding region runs from base 199 to 1752 and encodes 517 amino acids. Gene Ontology annotation, biological process: signal transduction. The record is from RefSeq and is a predicted model, not a curated record. The transcript is spliced from 18 exons.
UCCGCGCUCCACCGGACCGUGAGAGAGCGGCGGGGCUCUCCGCCAGCGCCGCUGCCAGGGCCGGUCAGCCGCCGCCGAGGUCUGGGGGAGCAGCCGGCGCUGCCGCUGGCCAUGGUGGCUCGCCUGCCGCCGGGAGGGCAGGAGCAGGCGCGGCGGCGGCGGCCGCCAUUGCGCGCGGGGGCCGCGGGACUAUGAAGGAUGGAAGCGGACGAGGUGACGAUCCGCGAGCAGAACUUCCACAGCCAAGUGCGGGAGUACACGGACAUAGGUGUGCUUCUGAAUGUUCUCCUGUGCACUCUGUUAUGUGUUCAACACCUCAACCUUCAAGUGCAGCCUUGUUGGUGUAAGAUCUGUUUUCUCCUAUUUGCUGUUCUCUACAUAGUUUCUUACUUCAUAAUCACAAGAUACAAAAGGAAGGCAGAUGAGCAAGAGGAUGAAGAUGCCAUCGUUAACAGAAUAUCGCUGUUCUUGAGCACCUUCACUCUAGCAGUUUCAGCUGGUGCAGUCCUGCUUCUACCUUUCUCAAUAAUCAGCAAUGAGAUCCUGCUUUCUUUUCCACAAAACUACUAUAUUCAGUGGUUAAAUGGCUCACUAAUUCAUGGCUUGUGGAAUCUUGCCUCUCUUUUUUCAAAUUUAUGCUUGUUUGUGUUGAUGCCCUUUGCCUUUUUCUUCUUGGAAUCAGAAGGAUUUGCUGGCUUAAAAAAGGGCAUCAGAGCACGCAUUUUGGAAACCCUUGUAAUGCUUAUUCUUCUUGCACUGCUUAUCCUUGGAAUCGUAUGGGUGGCUUCAGCACUCAUAGACAAUGAUGCUGCCAGUAUGGAGUCUUUGUAUGAUCUCUGGGAAUUCUACCUCCCGUAUUUAUAUUCCUGUAUAUCACUGAUGGGAUGCUUGUUACUUCUGUUAUGCACCCCAGUGGGACUUUCACGGAUGUUUACAGUAAUGGGUCAGUUGCUGGUGAAGCCAACAAUCCUUGAAGACCUAGAUGAGCAGAUGUACAUCAUCACUUUGGAGGAAGAAGCAAUUCAGAGGAGGCUUAAUGGUAUAUCUUCCACGGUGGAAUACCAGACAGCAGAGUUGGAACGGGAACUUGAAAAAGUGAAAAGCAGGAAAACAAAUCUAGAACGGAGGAAAAAAGCUUCUGCUUGGGAAAGGAAUUUAGUCUACCCAGCUGUUAUGAUACUGCUACUGAUUGAGACGUCCAUCUCAGUCCUCUUAGUUGCUCUCAACAUUCUUUACCUGUUGGUUGAUGAGACUGCAAUGCCAAAGGGAUCAGGGGGGCCUGGAAUAGGAAAUGCCUCCCUAUCCACCUUUGGUUUUGUGGGAGCAGCACUUGAAAUAAUUUUGAUUUUCUAUCUUAUGGUGUCCUCUGUCGUCGGCUUCUACAGUCUUCGUUUUUUUGAGAAUUUCACUCCCAGGAAGGAUGACACAACUAUGACAAAGAUCAUUGGAAACUGUGUCUCAAUCUUGGUGCUGAGCUCUGCUUUGCCAGUGAUGUCAAGGACACUGGGAAUCACCAGAUUUGAUCUGCUUGGAGACUUUGGAAGGUUUAACUGGCUGGGAAACUUCUAUAUUGUAUUAUCUUACAACUUGCUCUUUGCUAUCAUGACAACAUUAUGUCUGGUCAGAAAGUUCACUUCUGCUGUGCGAGAAGAGCUCCUGAAGGCAUUAGGAUUAGAUAAACUUCAUCUAUCAAACAAUCCAAGAGACUCGGAGACAAAGCCGUCUGCAAAUGGGCAUCAGAAAACACUGUGAUUAACAAUCACCUGCAAUCAACAAAGCUGAAAACAUCAACCUCAUGACAUUCCUGUCAUCUCAUCAACAUUUUUAUAUUGAUUUUAUUUGUUGAUAAUUUGGGUCCAACCUAGUCUCAUUUUUUUGUUGCUGUGUGCUUCUGAGGAAGUUAGGUAUAUCAGCUUCUUCUCUUUCCAGUGAACUUUUGGUCUGCUUGUUUAUUUCCUGGUAAGUUAGUGCAGGAGGUGCCUUGAAGACUGGAAGCUGAAGAGAAUAAUUCAUUCCUUUUUAUUUGCUGAAAGUCUCACAUCUUUAGAUACAAACCUGCUACCAUUUGAAUGCACAGUACCUCCUGUGUUACGCAGACACAGCUAUAGAGAAUAACUUUGGGACUUGGUUAAAAAAAAAAAAAAGCAAAAAGGGUACCACUUGGAGCCCACUAUGACCCUUACUGGAAAUGUAAACUACCUGGAGUAGGUAUCCUUGACAGUAGAUAAACAGUUCCACUAAGAACAUGUUAAAAAUGGCAGUAACGUGUAAAGAUCACAGUCCUUUCAUGCUGGAUACAGCAGGCUGUUCACAGCCAAAUGUCACGGAGCUUUCUUGGAAGGUCAGCGUUUUCAGCUUUCUGUUCUUAGCUAGAAACGCCAGGUUGCUUUACUGGUAGCCAGACAAUGUCUUAUUGAAGUACAAGAUGAAGAUUAACUUCAAUGUUAAAUCUGAGCCUAGUAUGCUUUGUAAAAAGCUGUGUAGACCCCCUGUCACAGCUCUUACAGUUCUGUAAGCUAUCGUGCCAGGGAGGUCACUUACCCUACCAAGUACAUCCCUGUAAAAUUCUUUAUGAACUACUGUGUAUAAGCAGUACUUGUAAUCAAUGCAAGUAGCGCAGGCCUGGGAGGCUGCAGUUGCAGUUUUUUACAGUUGUCUUUCAUUUGUAGUAAAUUAUUUAUCUGAAUUUAUACUAUAGUUAACCAGGAUUUCUGUUCAGUGGUGUAAUCCAGUAUCUUUCAGUAGCCUGUUUUUUUUAAUGUACACAUGAACGUGUAUAUAGGACUAUAUGUGUAGAUAUAAAUUAAAUUCUAAGCUUCUAGAGAUGGCAUAGGCGGCUUGGUAAGUAAAACUUGUGCGUUUAGUCUUGGUAGUUGAAUUUCUGCGGUGUUACAGUUUAACUGCUCAGAGGCCUUAGAUUCAGGAUGGCGUUGGUGGGUGGUUACAUCCCUUUUCUUAGCAUUACUGCAGCCUUAGGAAUCCUUCAAGCAGUUUAUGGUAAAUUAAAAAACACUCACCAACCAAAACCCAAAUAAGUAUUCAAAAUCUGAUUGCACUUUUGUCUUGCUCUGCCACAGGUUAUCUUCAAAUAGGUUGGAACAGGGACACCUUCAGUGUAGCGAGUCAGAUAACGUUCCUGUUGAUUUCCUGUUUCUGUAAAACAAGUAUGUCUGUAGCUUGAGGUCUUACACGUGAUGAGGCGGUGAUGACUAGCUCUCCAGUGUGGUUCCGAAACAAGAUCAACCUUGUGUCAGAAACCCUUUGGCUGUUCGCCUGAGAUGACUGCUCUGGGCUGUAGAACUUACUGCUGAGUGUGUGAAUGUGAGCUUUUCUUUUUUUAUUCCCUAGAGUGCUUCAAAAAUCAAGCUCCAGUAUACAUGAGGAUUUCUCAUUUUUGCAGCUGCCUUUUCUGACUCAUACUGGGGCAUAAUGUAAAUAUUGCUGUAGUAAAUAUGAUGCUAGAGAGUUAUUUUUUUGUGUGUGUGAAUAGUAUAAAUUCAAGGCUUAUUAAACUGACUAUUGAUGUGUUGUACUGAGUCUUGGAAGACAAAGUAAAAUUGCUUGAUUUCAUUAAGAUUUAGAAGCAUCUUUUCUGUUGUUUGAGUUUAAUGCUGACAUUUUAGCGAGGAAUCUUUACCUGAGUCAAAGUUCUGCAACCAAGAACAGGGAGCUGUAAUUAAAAGUUGUUUAAAAAUGUGUUUACAUUUAAAAUAUUGGGAGAUCUAUUUUUUAGGGGCAUCAUUCAGGUAUUCUCAGAGCUUGUCGCCUUACGUAUUAGCAUUAUAGUUAAAAAUAACUGAAAUGUAUCCACUUGUCCAUGCAAAGGAUUGUGUGACCAAAAUUGUCCUUGUGUCUUAACAGGGCUGGUGAAUUGUGGUGUGUGAGGCUAGUUAGCAUUAUUAAAACAUUGCUAUGACAACUCUUCAGACAGUUACUUAAAUAUAGUCUGUGAAACUGAGGAAAUGAAUUUAAGGAAUAAAUUUAGGGAGUAUGAACCAGCAUAGGUCUUGCUCUUCGUGCUUUUGGAGAGAUGUUUGUCCCAGCAUCGGUGACCCAAGAACACAGAAAAAGAUGAGAUUAUGAGGUAUGUGUGGUUUCUGAAAGUGAGUUGGGCAGUUCCUUAGAGGAGAGACAGUUCCUGCUGAGAAACACACAAGUUUCAGGCAAGAAUUUGAAACUCUCCUUCAAAACAAACAUUACAACCUUGCCUUUCCCACCUCUUCUGCUGUUUUCUGCAAUAGGAGAGAUGUAUGGGUUAAGGCUGCAUUAGUGAAGAUUACAAUGAAACCUGAAGGGUGGUUUAGAUGCUCUGUGGUUUCAAGAAAUUCAGAACUGCCCUGUGCAACUACUGACAGUGUUUUGUUUUAAAACCAGUUGUUCAUAUUCUGACACUGUCCACAUUAAAAUAUGCCUUUGGCCUGGAAAAUGACAUGCUUAUGCACAGCUUCUUUACAGAUAAAACGCUACAAAUAUACUACGUGUAAGAUACAGGUCACUGUAUACUUUUCACAGAAGCAUAUGGUCACUUAAAUACAAGCAACUGGUAAUUCAUUAAUGGAUAUUGAUACAUUCCUAGUAUUUUGACUCAUGUAGAGUCAGGUGGUCUAUACCUUCAAGGUAUAUACAGCUGAUCUUAGUAACAUUAACAUCUGCCUCACUUCUUAUGAGGCAAAAAGCACAUGAAUGCUUCCAUCUUCAACUAGAUACCACACAAGACCAAAAAAUAGGUGUAAACUAAGUGUUUUAAGUUAGCCGUUUCUUGGCUUUAUUCAAUGUUGGUAGCACAAUAUUAAAUGCAGUGGCAGAACUGUAACAGUGUGGGAUUUCUAAGCAUAAAGUACACAUGCUUAUCACUUUAAGCUAAAAAAUAAUAGUAUUGGUUACUGUACAAAUAACAGUUUUUGCAGUCAUAGGAAGCUUUGUUUACUGUCUGUAAUGUGGUGUUUAUCUUCUGGCCAUGUUCCUCUGAUACCUUUUACCCUGUUGACUGUUUUAGUGUGAUAGAAAUUAAAGGAUUUGACAAGUUAUUUUCCUUGUCUGGUUCCAAAGUACCACCUCAAGUACUGCACAGAGACAUGGUUGCGUGCUGUGGUCUGGUCCAGUCCAUGCAGACAGAGCUUGUGCAGCCCUGUGCUUGAUAGGGUGAGCACGUGAGAGGAUUCUGAGGAGUGCCCCUUCUCCUGCCUGUCACCAGGAGUGAUGAGAGCGAAGGGGCUGCAGCCCUCGUGUCCCACCAGAUCUCUCCUGCUUGCUUGUACGGCUCUGCAGCAGCUUCACGUGUGCCCACUGCAAUCUAAAUUAGAAAGGAAUAAGGUAGAAACAAAGGACAGUUGGCGUCUUCAUGCAUGUGACUUCCCUUGAAUUUUCUAAGAAUGUUAUAGGUUAUUUUCCUUUCUUUUAUCCUCCUCUUCCAGAAGUAGGAUGGGCUCAGGUGAUGUAUGUAUGUACAGCAACUGAGCCUUAUGCUCGGUGGACUAGCAUCUCUCACUUUGAAACACCAAAUCCAGCAAGACAGCUAAAUCCUGUUGGUUUUACAUACAUCCUAAUUUUUAAAAUCUAGGUAAAGUCACUGAAGCAGAGACAAUACACUAAGGCCAUGUUAAUAACCUCUUUAAAAGUAAAGGGCUUAGUUUUGUUUAAAAAAAAAAAAAAAAAAAAAAAAAAAAAAGCAUUGAUGUGAACUGUGAACCUUAAAGACUUUAAGGAAGUAAGAUUUCCUGCCCUCUAGUGUUAGUGUUGUUAUUUUAGUGCUGACUUGAGACAAUAUUGCAUACACUAAUUUCCCUUCCCAGCCCAUAUGUUUCAGGAGCUAAGUCUUUGAGCUCUUGAAUAUUGGAUUUACUACUGGUAACUGGCAAGUUAUUUCAGUUGCAUGAACAGCUUUCGAACUUUACAAAAAUGCUGCUUUGGAAUUCAUCCCAUUCAGGGAGAGCAGUCUAAUCCACCGGCCCUCACCCGUGUGCUCAUAACCUCGGCCGCCUUUUUCUGCCUUGCCCAGCAUUCUUACUUCUGGCAACUGGUCUCUGACAUUGUCGUAAGAAGUUGCGAUGCUCCUUUUCUGUUCAGGGUGUGAGGAGAUCCAUCUCGUGGCUUGUCCAUCUGUUACACACAGCUCUAGCUGCCGAACUGGGUUACUUUGGGGAUUACAAGCUCCCAGGGUUUCCAGGUGGUUGAUGUGCAUGUGCUUGAACUUUUUGCUUUCAGCUCAGUUUUGCUGGGGCUGAGAAGUCAUCCCACGCUUUCUGGGUGUACAUUUCUGUGCAGGCCAUUUGCGGGGGGAAAUGUGAGGAGGCAAAGGAGAUAGAGCUCACCUGUGCAGACGGUCUUUUUUUCAUUCUUUUUCUAAUCAAGCUUUACAAUUCCAUUAUUACUAAAAAUACAUUUAAAAUCCUUAAGUUCAUGAAAUUCAGGAGCUGGUGAAACUUUUUCUCAUCCUGGCCCUAAUUCUUGAAGACACCUAACAUCUUGGCUUGCUUUCCUCUUUUAUAUGUUCAAGUCAUUCAGUGUGUUAUUUGGUGGCUUUUGAUGUUAAGAACAGGUCUUGAUGUAGACAAAACGUGAAAUGCCAGAACAAGAAAAAUUUACAUAGACCUGAUGUAUGCUCUAUAAGAAGACUACUUCAACUGGGAAGCUUUUCUGAAAUGUUUUACAAUUGAAGCACUCAAACCUCCUCUUUCCAAGAGAAAGAAGACAGGUAUCAUUAAGAUAGGAAAAUUAAUUGUAUGUUCUCUAAAAUGCCACUAACACUGAAAAGAACUUCAUAAAUUCUCACAAUCUGUUUUGUGAUUCAGAGUGCAACACAAUCCUUGACUUUAGAAGCCUGUGAACUUUUGAGGAUAGCUCUGUCUUGGCAACAGAGAACCUGAGGAUGCUUGAUAGUUCUGUGUUAAUUACCACAUUUUUCUAAGUAACUUUUUCAGUUGCAUUUAUUGCUCAUUGUUUAUUUGUUUGUUUAAAUAUACAUAACAUUAAAUGUUCUAAUAAAUAUAGGAGGUGACUUCAAACAGUCAAAGGGAUAGUGUCAGAAAUAUCCUGUAAAUGUUGACAAUCCUGACCUGCCUAAUUCUAGGCUACUUAAAAGCUGUGUCUUAUAUGAACGUCUCACAUCAGCAUAGAAAUUAGGAAAUCCCAGUUCUUUAAGGUUUGACGAGGUACUGGUGAGAUACCCGACUGUUCCUUUGUACCUAAUGAGCACUUUGGGAUACUGCUUCUGCAUUGCUUCUAAAUGUUGUAUAUUAACCUCAAAUGUUUGCUGUUGCUUCCACCCCCCCAUUCCAUUAAGUUUUAUAGUCGGUAUCACUGGAUGAAGCUCCUUUAAUGAACAAGGCUUUGUUUUGCAUUCCUUGUAUACUCAGCGCUUCCGUAGAUAGCAGCUACUGAAGUAUCGGGGCAUUUGCUUGGAUUUUAAUAUAUUUCUUUUCCCACAGAGUCCAUACAGAGACAUUCCUUAGUUAGAAUGUUCUUCCAUGAUGAAAAUGUUAGUAUUUAUUUGUUUGUACUUCAUCUGUUUUUUACCACUAGAUUCCACUAAAACAAUCCUGUCAUUAGAGUGGGUUUUCUAACAAGAGCUCAUCUAAGUCUGAAUUAGGAGGGAGAUGAAAACGGUUUAGUCA